This is a messenger RNA of Macrosteles quadrilineatus (aster leafhopper), 721 nucleotides long. RefSeq lists its product as uncharacterized. The coding region runs from base 30 to 533 and encodes 167 amino acids. NCBI's taxonomy places the organism in Eukaryota, Metazoa, Arthropoda, Insecta, Hemiptera, Cicadellidae. The transcript has a single exon. The record is from RefSeq and is a predicted model, not a curated record. Gene Ontology annotation, molecular function: heme binding; oxygen binding.
CUUAACACUCAGUAAUUCUAUUCAUCUCAAUGGCUGGAGCCUCCAAUAAAAGGUCAAUGGAAACCACUAGCAGAAGAAUUCGUCUGAGUGAUUUGACGGACCAGGACAAACAGUUGGCGAGGGAAGUGUGGCUGCUGAUAGAACAAGACUAUUUCGUCGUCAGCACAGCAUUGUUUAAAGAACUAUUCGACAGGCACCCUCACGUCAAAGAAUACUUCGCAUCUACCUUCGUGAAUGGAAACUGGAACACACCGGCGUUCAAGAACCACAUGAUCAACGUGCUGAUGCCUACACUAAGGCAGGUCCUGUGCUUGAUGGACAACACAAGUGAAGUGACAAAAAUCCUGCAGGACUUGGGGAAGAAACACAAACAGAUGCAGAAGGGAAUCACCCCUGCAGACACGGAUGCGUUGAGAACCGUGUUGAUGUUCGUGUUGAAGGAUUACCUCGGAAAUACCGCGACGGACGCACAUUUAGCGGCAAUGGACAAAGUGUUGCGGGCGGCAUUUUGUAUCUUCAAUGAUCAGUUGUGAUUUGGUGGCGAGUUGAGAGAAGUGUUGGACAAGUGCAUUUUGGUGUAUUUGGAAGAUUCCUUUAAAUAAUGUUUUGUCAGUUAAGUGAGUAUGGUUUAUUAGUAGCUAAAAUAGUAGAGAUGUUAUGAGAAUAAAUACAAUUGAAGUUGUUUUGUUGCAAACAAUAUUGAAAUAACAAUUUAUGUUUA